AUGCCUCGUUUCUAUUCACUCCUUUCUUUUGCGGCUCUGCUUGCAUUCUCGCAGUCCAGGCCCAUCAACGACGCGCUCCUUGACGAAUACGACUACAUCAUUGUAGGCGGCGGUGCAAGCGGCCUCACUGUUGCCGACAGACUCACAGAAGACGCCGACGUGACCGUCUUGGUCCUCGAGGCUGGUCCCGCGGACCAGAACGAAGAAUGGAUUCGCGUACCCUUUUUCAUGGGCAACAGCCCUAACCCCCCGGCCGGAUCUCUUUCCUCACAUGUCCAGUACGACUGGAACCUUGGCACGGAGCCUCAGACAUAUCUCGAUGGCGCGACUAGGCACUAUCCUCUUGGCCGUGGCGUAGGUGGCGGCACCCUGAUCAACGGUAUGCUGUGGAACCGUGGUAAUGUCGGCGAUUAUGAUGAUUGGGAAACUCUUGGAAAUGAAGGUUGGGGCUGGGAAGGCAUGCUCCCGUAUUUCAAAAGGAGCGAGUCUUUCACUGCCGACUACUCCGCUGAGGAUGCCAACCUCUACCAGAUCCAAAGCAACCCUGACAUGCACGGUACGCAAGCUGGAGGCGUCAGUGUCAGUUAUCAACAGUACUACUACAACGGCACUGCAAGCUUCUAUGAUGGGUUGAACGAGCUUGGAAUUCCUACUGAGGGUGACCCAAGCGCCGGUACUACUGCUGGCGCGUCUUUCCUGCCAAUGACCAUUGACGCUACGACGAAGACCCGCUCUGAUGCCAGGACCGCUCACCACCAACCUCACAUUGGCCGCGACAACCUUUAUCUUUCGACGGGCCAGUUUGUCACUCUCCGAUGUGGACGUGGUCAAGGUCGUGAAGGCGCUUUGCCCAAUGUUCGCGUUCGCGGCGUCGAAUAUGCUACGGAUUCUUCUGCGCCGAGGCGCACAAUUACUGCUAGGCGGGACGUCAUUCUCGCAGCUGGCGCUGUGCACACCCCUAAGCUGCUUCAGCACUCUGGCAUCGGCGAUUCUGACCUGCUCUCCUCUUUCAACAUCACCACGACCAUCAACCUGCCUGGUGUUGGCAACAACUAUCAGGACCACUUCAUGAUCGCAACGAACAACGCCUAUCAGAGCACCACCUACGACCGCCCUUUGGGUUAUGGCAACACUACUCGCGACGAAGCCAACCGUGCUGAAUUCAACAACGAACACUCUGGCCCCUGGACUGCCGGUCCCCCCAACGGAGUGGCCUUCCCAUCAUUGAGCAACAUGGCUGGUGCCAAUUUCACCGCCAUCUUGAACGCAGCACAGAACCAGGGCUCCGGUCAAUACCUUCAGGCCGACCUCGAUGAGACUGUCGUUGCUGGAUAUGAACGCCAGAAGCAGCUCCUGGUUGACGCACUUGGCAACGCCAACCGCUCUCAGUUUGAGGUUCUGAACGACAACACCGGCCAUUUCACUUACAGUGUCAUGAAGCCUCUCGGUCGUGGACAAAUCCGCAUUCGCAGCGACGAUCCUUUCGACACUCCCAUCAUUGACCCUCGUUACGGCUCCAACCCUGUUGAUCUCUCCUACCUUGUGGAGGCCAUGCGCUUCAACUACCGUCUGAUGGGCACGGACGCCCUUCGUGAUCUUCAACCCUCUGAGAAAUACCCGACGGAGGAGACGAUGCACAACGACGACGCGUUGAUGCAACUCGUCAAGGAGGCCAUUUUCACCGAGUACCACCCUACCGGUACUACUAGCAUGCUGCCUCUGGAGCUCGGUGGUGUCGUUGACAGCAACUUGAAGGUUUACGGCACACAGAACCUUAAGAUUGUAGACUCGGGCGUUAUGCCACUAAUUCCUGCCGCUCAUUUGCAGGCCUGUGUGUACGGAGUUGCUGAGAAGGCGGCUGAUUUGAUCAAGGCCGCCAACCGGUCCUAGGACUUUAGAUUUUGUACGGUUGUAUAUGGGUUUGGG
Molecule: messenger RNA, 1926 nt
Organism: Aplosporella prunicola CBS 121167
Lineage: Eukaryota; Fungi; Ascomycota; Dothideomycetes; Botryosphaeriales; Aplosporellaceae
Product: GMC oxidoreductase
Exons: 5
Coding region: 1-1890 (629 amino acids)
Biological process (GO): secondary metabolite biosynthetic process
Molecular function (GO): flavin adenine dinucleotide binding; oxidoreductase activity, acting on CH-OH group of donors
Source: RefSeq, a predicted model, not a curated record